Siniperca chuatsi (mandarin fish) is the source of this 1973-nucleotide messenger RNA. It is a transcript of the gene dph2, whose product is annotated as diphthamide biosynthesis 2. The record is from RefSeq and is a predicted model, not a curated record. The transcript has 7 exons. The coding region runs from base 275 to 1756 and encodes 493 amino acids. Lineage: Eukaryota; Metazoa; Chordata; Actinopteri; Centrarchiformes; Sinipercidae. Gene Ontology annotation, biological process: protein histidyl modification to diphthamide. Gene Ontology annotation, molecular function: 2-(3-amino-3-carboxypropyl)histidine synthase activity.
ACCCUUUAAACCGGAAGUGUUUGCCCUAGUGGAACGGCUGAACUGCUUACACGUGUGUAGCCGUCAGAGACGCGUUUUAUCCGUCAACAGCUACUCACAUGACAUUGAAUUAUAAGUUUACAUGUAUGUGGUCAUGCAGGUACAAAACGUCAUAAAUUGUAAAUAAUAUAGUUUGUAAAGAUUUUAAACAACGACCUCAGGAGUCAAAUCAGCUAGCGGCCAAGCUAGCAGACGAGACCAAGGUUUAGCAAGGCACUGCAUCUCCUAUGCAGCAAUGGCUGAUGCAUUUAGUAGCAACUCGGAAACGGUAAUUCAGCGUGUGGUAGACGUAACAGUGAAGACAAAUACCCCUCUGGAAAAACUUGAAGAGUUGUAUCAGAUUAAAAAGACUUGCGACUUCAUCAGUGAGCGUCAGUUUGAAAAGGUUGCUCUGCAGUUUCCUGACGAGCUGCUGGUGGAUUCAGUUGCAGUAGCAGCGGAGAUUGAGAGAAACUGUAAUGUCAAGUCGUUCGUUUUGGGAGAUACAUCCUAUGGCAGUUGCUGUGUGGAUGAGGUAGCUGCAGAACAUGUUGGAGCCGACUGCAUUGUGCACUAUGGCAGCGCGUGCCUCAGCCCGUCUAAAAGACUGCCAUUGAUGUACGUCUUUGAGAGAAGACCGGUGGAUCUUGAGAAGUGCACUUCUGCCUUCAGAGAACUCUACCCUGACAUGCACAGUCACAUCAUCAUCCUCUAUGAUGUCAACUAUGUUCAUGCUAUAAAUGAUCUUCAGACACUCCUUUCGCCAGAGUAUCCAAACCUUGUCAUCUCAGAACUUGUUGUCGAAGGGGAGCAGUGUUACAGUCACGGCCGGAUCAAAAGACAACAUGACACCUGUCUGUCAGAGCGAGGAGACAACCAGGUUAUUCGUCAGUUUGGAAGGCAGUUCUCCUUGAAAAGCGGUUUAAGCAUAAAGGAUUACAGUAUGUUCUAUGUAGGCCAAGAGGGAGCGACCCUGAGAAACUUCAUGAUGACUUGGAAUCGCUGCUCAUUUUGUUCUUUUGAUCCCAUAACAAUGAUUGGGAGGACUGAGUCAAUAAGUAUCAACCGUGCACUGAUGAAGCGAUAUUACGCUAUAGAAAGGGCCAAAGAUGCCAACGUGGUUGGCAUCCUGGUUGGAACACUCGGGGUGGCAGACUACCUCACCGUCAUCCAGCAGCUGAAGGAGACCAUCAGCAGAGCUGGCAAGAAGAGCUAUAUGUUUGCCAUGGGCAAACUGAACGUGCCCAAACUAGCAAACUUUCUGGAAAUUGACAUUUUUGUGUUAAUUGCAUGUCCUGAGAACUCACUGCUGGACUCAAGUGAGUUCUAUAAACCUGUUGUAACACCAUUUGAGAUGGAAGUGGCCUGCAACAAGAAGAGGGAGUGGUCAGAGGAAUAUGUCACAGACUUUCGACAACUCCUGCCAGGGGGACAGAGUCAUGUGCCUUUGGCUGAUCAGCAGGAGGAGGGCGAUGAGACUGACAUGUCUUUAAUCACAGGAGCGCUGCGAAGCCAGAAUCUGUUGAUCAGUGAGCCUGCAGAGUCCUCAUGUGGCUCUUCCGUGGUCCUCAGGAACCAGAUGCUGACUGUAGCCAACACCAACUCCGCUGCAUCUUUCCUGGCGGAACGAAGCUGGCGUGGCUUAGAGCAGAAGUUGGGAGAGACACCUGUGGUGAAGGCAGUGAAGGGCAGGAGAGGCAUAGCUAUUGCCUAUGAAGAGGAAGGAACGUCUUCAUGAUAAUUUACCAGUAAUCCAACAGAGUAUUUAAUCAUAGGACCAAAUCAUAGGUUACAUUCUGUGAUCAUAGGUUACAUUCUGUGAUUCAUUAAGUAAUGCGAAAAUAAAAACUGAUUUGGUCCAAACAUUACAACUUUUAGCACUCGUCCAAAGGUAUUGUGACCAUUGAUAUUUUAAUGAUGUUUAAAAGUAAUAUUAAUAAAAAAUAUACAAUUUA